AGAGCAUUGAAAAAUUUAGUCAGAAGUAUGAUAAACCCGAACUCGAAUAUAGUAAUAUAGAUUUAUUGAACCAUUAAUAAUGCUUAGAGUGGCUACCAGAAGUUCGAUUAGAACUGUGAUUAAGUCUGGUAUAAGAGGACCAAGUUUAAUUAGUAAAUUUUCUAGUAGUUGUAUAAAUAAAUUAGCAAGAGAAGGAACACUUAAUUCAUUUAUACCAGAUAUUAAACCAUUAGGACAAGAUAAAACUAUUGAAAGUAAUGUUAAAUCCGAAACUAAUAGAUUAUCUAAGACUUUAAAUAAGUUUUGGGAAAAAGUUGAUGUUAAAUUUAAUGAAAAUUUACGUCAUUAUGAAGUUCAAUUAGAUGGUAAAACUUUGAAGACUCCAUUAGGAUUCCCAUUAUCAUUACCAGAAACUAAAAAGCAAUUAGCAAAUUUAGUUGCUCAUGAAUGGGCACAUUUACCAGAUUUAAAAGUUAAAACUCAUUCAUUACCUUUAACAUCUAUUACUGCAAGAGCAGUUGAUUUACGUAAUAUUAAUGAACAAAAGGAUAAAAAUGCUGAUAUGAUUGCAAAAGUUGGUAAUUUAGAAGAUAUAAAAAUUAAUUUAAUAAGAUAUCUUGAUACUGAUACUUGUCUUAUAUUUACAACUCAUGAUGAAUAUAAGGGGAAUUUAAGAAAAAGACAAGAUGAAUUAUAUAUUCCAUUAAUUAAAGAAUAUGAAGAUUUUUUUACAAAAUAUGCUAAAUCAGUUGGUAAUUUAUUACCUAAUGAAACUGAUAAAAUUGAAUUACAAUAUUUAGAUUGUGAAACUGAUGGUUUAAGAGGUAAUAAACAAUCUAUAACUACUCAAAAUGUCGUAUUACAUUGGCUUAAUCAAUUACCAAUUUAUGAUUUAAUAGCUCUUGAAAAGGCAAUUUUAACUUCAAAAUCUUUCUUAUGUGGUGUUACAUUAUUAAGAUCAAAUGUUAGUGAUGAAUAUAAUUUAAAGACUUUAUAUCAACUUAAUCGUAGUAAUGUUGAUGAUUAUUAUCAUAAAACCAUACAAGAGAUUGUUGAAAUGGGUAAUCUUGAAACCAUUUUUCAAACAGAAGAAUGGGGUGAAGUAGAAGAUACUCAUGAUGUGGAUAAAGUAGAUUGGUUAAGAAAUUUAGCUAGUGCUGCUCUUCUCUGUCAUUAGGUUAAACACUACACUCAGCUUAUUACUACAUACUUGUAUAUAUAUAUAGAAAGAGACAUAAAUGUUUACUGUACUAAAAGAAUGAGUUACUAUCACUAAG
This is a messenger RNA of Scheffersomyces amazonensis, 1277 nucleotides long. RefSeq names its product ATP synthase complex assembly protein. The record is from RefSeq and is a predicted model, not a curated record. Gene Ontology annotation, biological process: mitochondrial proton-transporting ATP synthase complex assembly. The coding region runs from base 80 to 1177 and encodes 365 amino acids. The transcript has a single exon. Lineage: Eukaryota; Fungi; Ascomycota; Pichiomycetes; Serinales; Debaryomycetaceae. Gene Ontology annotation, cellular component: mitochondrion.